UCGCUUCUCAUGUUUAAUAUUUCCCACGGCAACUGUUGUCAUCCACCAGAGGAAAUACAGGAGCUGCAUGUCCCACUGGCUGAACAAGUACAUGGGAGCAUCUGUGAGACCCAGCACCCAGGGAAGUGCAGGGGAACCCUCUAAACAGUGGUGUGGUUGAGAUGCCCAACACUGUGUGUGAGGGCAUACCAGCAACAGUGUUGGUGAGUUUGCCCAAGGCUGAUGACUGUGCAGCAGGGAGGCCCGGGACUUUCUCCCAGCCAAACAGUUAUCUCAGGAGCUGGAAGCUUUGCCCUGGCCAGCUGCUCCUUUCCCAUCACAUGGGAGUGAUUGCAAGCCCCAGAAGCAGCUGACGUGUCGCUUGCCAAGGAAAGGUGUGGAGCAAGGUGGCAUGGUGAAGAGAAGGCAAGCAGGCACCAUGGGCACCUCUGUCUUCUCAUGUCUCUUUGUUAUCCUCCUAGCCGGGAGCUCCCCAGCAGGCUGUGCUGAAGAUAACAGCUCUACAUCCCACAGCACGGAAGGAGGUACAGAGAAACUUGUCCUAUUGAAUGACAUCGCAGAUGUGGAAGCCUUCAUCAGUGGUGCGGAGGUGGCAGUUGUUGGGUUCUUCCAGGAGCCGGAGAGCCCCGAGGUGUCGCAGCUCCGCCUGGCGGCCGCGCGGAUGCCGGAGGUGCCCUUCGCGCUCAGCAGCAGCUCCGCGGUGCGGGAGCACUACGGCGUGGCGGCGGCCACCGUCACGCUGUUCCGCAGGGCAGACAAAGAAAGGAUAGAUAUGGAUAUGGACAAAGAAGAAAUCGAUGCCGAUAAGAUGACUCGUUUCAUUCGAAUGAAUGAGCUCCGCCUGGUGACAGAGUACAACCCUACGACAGCAGUAGGUGUGCUGCACAGUUCUCUCCAGCUCCACCUCCUCCUGUUCACAGACAAGAAGUCCCCAGAGCACCCUGAGCAAAUGCGCAGAUAUCGUGCAGCAGCGGAGCUCUUUGAGGGUAAGAUUCUCUUUGUCCUGGUAGACGUUAACUUGAAAAGCAAUGAACAAGUGAUGGCAUACUUCAAACUGAAGAAGUCCCAGCUGCCAGCUCUGGCUAUAUUCCACACACCAGAUGAGAAACAUGAUGUGUUGCCUCUGGAUGAAGUUUCCAUUGAACGUGUGAAGGACUUCUGUAAUGCUUUCUUACAAAAAAUGCAAAAGGUAAGAGAGCAUUUCUGA
Molecule: messenger RNA, 1207 nt
Organism: Tympanuchus pallidicinctus (lesser prairie-chicken)
Lineage: Eukaryota; Metazoa; Chordata; Aves; Galliformes; Phasianidae
Gene: ERP27
Product: endoplasmic reticulum protein 27
Exons: 6
Coding region: 392-1207 (271 amino acids)
Biological process (GO): protein folding; response to endoplasmic reticulum stress
Cellular component (GO): endoplasmic reticulum
Source: RefSeq, a predicted model, not a curated record